GAUAAAAGAGGCAAUCACUUCAACAUGUCAUGAGGUUCUGGGCCAAAAGAACCACAAUCACAAGGAUUGGAUCACUGUUGUUACACUGGAUAAGAUUCAAGAAAGGAGGAACAAGAAAGUAGCAAUCAAUACCAGUCGAACAAGAGCAGAAAAAGUCAAGGCACAAGCUGAAUACACAGAAGUAAACAAGCAAGUGAAAAGGAGCAUCAGAACCGACAAACGUAAAUAUGUGGAAGAUUUGGCAAUGACGGCGGAAAAGGCUGCCAGAGAAGGAAACAUGAGACAACUGUAUGAAACAACAAAGAAACUCUCCGGAAAUCACCGUAAACCAGAACGACCAGUGAAAAACAAGGAAGGCAAGAUAAUCAUCAACAUUGAAGAACAACGAAACAGGUGGGUAGAACACUUCAAAGAACUCUUGAAUCGACCAGUCCCACUGAACCCACCCAACAUCGAAGCAGCACUCACGGACCUCCCAAUUGAUGUUGGCGUACCGACAAUUGAAGAAAUCAGCAUGGCUAUCAGACAAAUCAAGAGUGGCAAAGCAGCAGGACUAGACAGCAUUCCAGCAGAGGCACUGAAAGCAGACGUAGCGGAAACUGCAAGGAUACUCCAAACUCUCUUCAGAAAGAUCUGGGAUGAGGAACAGGUACCAAAAGACUGGAAAGAAGGACUUCUAGUCAAAAUACCAAAGAAAGGCGAUCUCAGCAACUGUGACAACUACAGGGGAAUCACUCUUCUUUCAAUACCGGGAAAAGUCUUCAACAGGGUAUUGUUAAACAGGAUGAAGGACUCCGUAGACGCCCAACUUCGAGACCAACAGGCAGGAUUCCGUAAGGAUAGAUCGUGCACAGACCAAAUCGCAACUCUACGGAUCAUUGUGGAACAAUCAAUUGAAUGGAAUUCAUCACUCUAUAUCAACUUCAUCGACUACGAAAAAGCAUUUGAUAGCGUGGACAGAACAACCCUAUGGAAGCUUCUUCGACACUACGGCGUGCCUCAGAAGAUAGUCAAUAUCAUACAGAAUUCCUAUGAUGGAUUAAACUGCAAGAUCGUUCAUGGAGGACAGUUGACAAAGUCGUUCGAAGUAAAGACCGGUGUCAGGAAAGGUUGCUUACUCUCACCCUUUCUCUUUCUCCUGGUGAUCGACUGGAUCAUGAAGACAUCAACAUCUGAAGGGAAGCACGGGAUACAGUGGAUAGCUAGGAUGCAGUUGGAUGAUCUAGACUUCGCAGAUGAUCUGGCUCUUCUAUCGCACACACAACAACAAAUGCAGGAGAAGACAACCAGUGUAGCUGCAGCCUCAGCAGCAAUAGGUCUCAAUAUACACAAAGGGAAAAGCAAGAUUCUUCGAUACAACACAACAUGUACCAAUCCAAUCACAAUUGACGGAGAAGCUUUGGAAGAUGUAAAAACCUUUACAUAUUUGGGCAGUAUCAUCGAUGAACACGGUGGAUCUGAUGCAGAUGUGAAGGCACGGAUUGGCAAAGCAAGAGCAGCAUAUCUACAACUGAAGAAUAUCUGGGACUCAAAACAAUUAGCAACCAACACCAAAGUCAGAAUUUUCAAUACAAAUGUCAAGACAGUUCUACUGUAUGGGGCGGAAACCUGGAAAACUACGAAAUCCAUCGUCCAAAAGAUACAGGUGUUUAUUAACAGUUGUCUACGCAAAAUACUUCGGAUCCAUUGGCCGGACACUAUAAGCAACAACCUACUGUGGGAGAGAGCAAAUCAGAUCCCAGUGGAGGAAGAAAUCAGGAAGAAGCGCUGGAAGUGGAUAGGACACACAUUGAGGAAAGCACCGAACUGCGUCAUAAGACAAGCCCUCAUAUGGAACCCUCAAAGUCGAAGGAGGAGAGGAAGACCAAAGAAUACAUUACGCCGGGAAAUGGAGAUAGAUAUGAGAAAAAUGAACAAGAAUUGGAUGGAACUAGAAAAGAAGGCCCAGGACAGAGUGGGUUGGAGAAUGCUGGUCGGCGGCCUAUGCUCGAUUGGGAGUAACAGGCGUAAGUAAUUAACAUAAUGGAUUUAUGGCGCGUGGUAGAGACAUUCAGAGAAUUCGGUUUACACCAAUUGAAUGAUCCGCAAGCAAGUUUAGAUUAUGGAAGUACAUUCCGUUUACUAUCACGUAUUUAUUCACAUAUACCUACAACAAAUAUGAAUGUGAAUACCACAACUGAUGAAACUACACCAAGUAAUGCAAUCAAUCGACCUGCAAUAAUUAUUGCAGCAGAAAUCCUACUUGGUUGGCUUGGGUAUGCUUUGGACUUAUGUGCAACUGGUCGACUUAGCGUAACUGGACUAAAAAUAACCUUAUCAACGUUAACCAAUGCGAGACCAGCUGAUAAAUUUCGAUAUCACUUCACUCUUUUGUCCGAUCCAUCUGGUGCACUAAUUUUCUCGAAAUUCGAGGCUUAUCUACAAGAUUUACUCAAAUUACCUAUAAGUGUUUUCGAAGGCACAAAUUUCUACUACACACCACAAGCUUCACAAACAAUGUUUACUGGGCGUUCUAAAAACGUAGUCCUUGAAGAAUUUUUGGAUCGUAUGCUAUCGGAUCAAGGACCACAAAUAUUAGUAUGGCUUACGAUUUUUCACCGGUUAAUCAGUGUGGCGAAUGUCCGACAUAACGUACGAUGUGAGGGUUGUAAACGUGAACCAAUUUGCGGUCUACGCUACAAAUGUACUCGAUGUCCUCAUUAUAAUUUGUGUCAAGAUUGUUUUUGGAUUGGCGUUACCACAGAUCAGCAUACAAAUGCACAUGAUGUGAAAGAAUAUAGUGCUGCUUCAAAAUCUCAUUCCCGUCAGUUUGGACAUUCCUUGAGAAAAUCGUUUCAAUUCGGACGGGCCAUUACUAACUCCACAACAUCAAAUGUUGUUACUACACCUUUCACAAGUAGCUUCAGUGAACGUCAGAAAUUUUCUGGCAUGAAUGUUGCUCGUCGUCCUCAUGUAGGAUCUAUAUUCGAAUGGAACUCAGACCCUUCUGUACCAACCGGCAUUAUUUCUUGCGUAAACGGCAUUGCUUCAGCUGUACAACCAUCUUCUGUACCGAACGACAUUGCAACGGGUAUUUCUGCUGUAUGUCAUCCAGGUCAACCUGUUUCAAAUCAGAGAUUCAUGGCACCAGUGAAUACUAUUUGUAGUCCAUUACCAAAUCGGCGAUUGCAACAGCUCAAUCCUUUAUUUUUAGCAAAUCGACCAAGUGCUAACUUAUCUAAUUUCACAUAUGUACCUCCCCAACCUGUACAAGUCCAACCUUCCCCCAACAGUUUGAACGAAUCGAAUCAAGGGUCGAGUGGUGUUGCACGAAAUCUAGUGGCCGUUACCUGCUAUACAAAUGUAAUGCAGCAACAAGACAUGAUUACUGCAGACUAUACAAGAGCCGGGCACAGUAUUUUAUAUUCUGAAGUACCUCCUGGUUCUCACAUGCACAAUCUGUCAGGAGCAAAUCAUCAACCAUUACCUAUAUCAUGUUAUUCUCAACCUACCACAGACGUUUAUUCAAUUGGCGGUAAUCAACAAUAUCAGUUAUCUACUACAACAACUGGACAGCCAGCUAUACAAUCUACUCCCAUAGUAUCUGUGAUUAAUAGCGAUAAUUUAAAUAAUUCAAGCAUGGGAGCUAGUUUCUCGUUAAAAACGCACAAUCUGGAUCAAAAAUCUAAUGAAGAACAUAAUUUAAUUGCUAGAUAUGCUGCCCAGUUAGCUGCUGCUUCAGCGUUAAACCAAGAAUUCGAUAAAUUCGGUGAUUUUGUUGAAUCAACACAAACUCAAAAACAAUUAAUUGCUCAACUACAAGAAAAAAACAGAAAAAUACUAAAAGAAAUCGAACGAUUACGAGUUGAACAGCAAAAACAAGCAGCAUUUAUUGCUGCUGCUGGUUCCCUCAAACAUGAUUCCUCUGAGUUACAAGAUGUUUGUGACGAAGGUGCUGGUACACUUAGCCCGACAAAUUUAAAACAUUACUUAAAAACAGAUAAUUUAUUGGCCUCCGGAGUUGGAAAUUCAGUGAAUUCAGAAAAUCCUCGUUUGGUUGCUGAUCUACAAGCGCUGCGUCAAAGAAAAGAUGAAUUGGAGUCGAGAAUGAGUAAUCUACAGCGUAGUCGAACAGAUUUGAUGUUACAGUUAGAAGCAUUAGUAAGACUUUUAUCUGUCAGUACAGGAGCUACUAAUGCACGUGAUAAUAAUCCUUCAGCGUUACUUGAUCUAAAUGAUAUUCGCCGAACAGGACACAAUUCCAGACUGAAUCAAAAAGUUCCAGAUUAUCCACCAAGACGAAGUACAAGUUUAUGUGAUCCAUCAGUUGGAAGAAGUUAUCAUGACAAUUUCUCUGCGGAAAGUAGGCAUGAUAGAACGAAUGGUGUUCAUCCAAAACCCGGUUCCUCGGAUAAUAUGGGUAAAAUAUUUUCCCCUUUAAAAACAAUUACGAUUGAAGAAAAAGGCGGACAAUGGAAUUUUAAAUUUCCUGAUGAUAAAAAGCAUGAAUUACACUCACCUUCAUCUAUUCCAUACAGACAUUCACCUGAACUUGGUCAACAACGACCAUCAGAUACUCUGAUUGAAAAGUACAAAGAUUUAUUAUAUAAAGGGACAAAUACACAAAUCGGAGCAUCAAAAUCAUUAAGAGUGCAUUUCGGUGGGCGAAGACCCGAUAUAGGACAGACCUUAUCAGCUGAUGAUAAAACUGAAUUUUUUAGUCAUAAUUCAGUAAAUGUGAAUAGAUUGUCAUCAAAUCAUUCAUCACAACAUACAAAUCAUUCAGACAGUGGAUCAGACGCAUAUUUAUACUCAGAUCCUGAAUUAUGCUUUACAGUCAUCACAUCUACCUGUGGUUCAUCACAAUCUAACACUACAGCACCACAAAGAACAUUACAAUUACCACAAUUCCAUUCUAUAACUCCGUCAACUGCUAAAUGUUCAAAUAAAUCCAAAGAUUUUCUAGACCUUUUAAACGAUAAAAUUAUAACAACAACUACAAUUGUAGAUAAUUAUGAAUACGCUGGUUUACAAUCAUCAUCAAUUUCACCAUUAUCAUAUUCGUCAAAUGAACACACUAAACAUGUUAGAACUAAUGUUAUUUCAAACAUUCCAGUUACAACUAAUCCUUAGUUAGCGAAACAGUAUUCAACAGUUAUUGUGAUCAAAUUGAAUAUAUAUGUAUAUAAAAUAGGACAAAAUAAUUGAUUAUUCUACAAUCCUAUUCGAGUAAUACUUCAUAGAAAUGAACAUUCUUUUAAUUUUAAACAAAAAGGCAGAAAAUACAAAUCCAUAUCAUGAGCAACAAACAAAUGAAUCUUGAAAAUUUUGAUUCAUAUUUCAUCUUAAGCUUAGCAGAAGAAGGGAAGAAAUUGUUUGUUUGUUUUUUUUUGUUUUGUUUUAUUUCUUAUCUUAUUUCAUUUAACUUACUCUCUGUUUUUUAUCGUUCAUUGUUAAUCAUUUGUAAUGUUAAUUAAAGAUUGUCAAUGUAAAUGUAAUUGUUUUCUCCAUGUAAACAAACAGUUGUUUAUGCUUUCAAUUAUGUUUGUUGUACGUAAAAAAGAAUUCAGUCCCACCACCAUUUAUACUUUAUAUAUAUAUAUAUAUAUAUAU
This is a messenger RNA of Schistosoma spindalis, 5592 nucleotides long. The record is from the annotation of a GenBank genome assembly. Lineage: Eukaryota; Metazoa; Platyhelminthes; Trematoda; Strigeidida; Schistosomatidae.